This is a messenger RNA of Drosophila gunungcola (fruit fly), 2202 nucleotides long. RefSeq names its product neurofilament heavy polypeptide. Bases 279 to 1235 code for a protein of 318 amino acids. NCBI's taxonomy places the organism in Eukaryota, Metazoa, Arthropoda, Insecta, Diptera, Drosophilidae. The record is from RefSeq and is a predicted model, not a curated record. The transcript has a single exon.
UAGUUGUCAAAAAACUUUUACUUUAGGAACCAUUGAAAUCUAGUUCCAGCAUAACACAGUGACUUCUUGUUUAGAAAUACAUUUUAGGCAAAUUACAAUAUACUUAAACAAAAACGAUUGACGAAUUGUCCAACGAAAUAGCAAAUAAUAAACUUUAACCACAACAUUUGGCUACGAAGAAUAGUUUUAUAAAUACAUUUGGAUACACUUUUGAAAAUCCUCUUUUAAGAGGAACAGCAGUAACAAUUUUUAAUGAAGAUACCCAAACAGAAAAACAUAUGGAGCAUUCUUCAACGUCCAAGUACUUUGAAUGUGCUGACAUAAAUGGAAAGCUAUACAAACUAGGUGAUCUAUCCGAGGAGCAGAAACAAAAGUCAGUUAACCAAAUACAUCGCCAAAACUUGGGAACUUCUACAUCUCGUCAAGCAGGACAAUCUAGGGGUUCAAAAAAUUGUAUGCUUGCAGCUCCAUCAGUUUUCUAUAAGGAAACUACGAAAUUGCCAAAAAAACAGAGUCUUCGUAGGAGUGAGCGUGUAAAAAAUCGUGAGCAGAAACUAAAGGUAACCAAAGAAGUCAAUACAAAGGACCAAGAGGAAUGCAGUCUUAAAGCUAAGCAGCACCAACCACAAAGCAAGAUCAAUUUGUUCAAACGUGCGAAUUUGAACAAAAAGUUGGAUGAUCUCAACGAGGAGGAACUUGGGUUGACUUUUCGAAAGCAACAGCAAAAUCAGCAGCGCCUAAAAAGACGUAAAAAUUUGGGAACGGCCGAACCACGUCAAGUAGGAAACAUGAACAAGGAUUCGAAAAGCAGAUUAGCUAAGGACCCACACGCUUCGUUACAAAAAGAUUUACCAUUAAUAGAUUGGGCCACAUUAGAUGCUCCUGAAAAGCCUGAAGAAGCACCUGUUCUGAGAAGAAGUGCGCGAAUUCAAGAACUUAAACGCAAGAAAGAAGCUUUGGAAGCCAAAUUAAAGGAGGAUGAAAAGAAACUCAAGUCGCAACCCAUAAAACCGCGAUCUGUGAAACGUGUCGUUCGGAAACGUAACAGAAGCAAAACUAAUGUGUUCCCUCCAUACUUUGAAUGCGCCGAAAUAAAUGGAAAGCUUUACAAACUCUACGACGUUACCGAAGUCAUGGAAUUAGCGGAUGCUUUCCGGAAGCAACAGAAGCAAAAUCAAAGCAGUCGACGACGCUUGGGAGCCGCAGGAUCUCGUCGAGUCAAAUCACAAACCUAGAUAAAUGAAAUACCAAAUUGCAUAUUAGGAACAUCAUGCAUCUUUAAGAAUUUUUUUGUAUUUGUCAGUAAAUUGUUCAUUUUUCAUCUAUUCAAAUAUCAAAAUUUGGUUUUUAGUUCAAUUUUGAGUAAAAGUCAAGUAGUCUAAUAAACAAAGUAAAUAUGCCUUUCAGAAAACUCAAUAUUUGGUAUUUUGCCCCAAUUGUUCCGUCACUAAUCUUAUCCCACAUCAACUGAUUCCCAGAAAAGCAUUUACGAUGUGUUCGGGGUUGAUAUCACCUGAGAACGAGUGACAGACUUGCACAAUUUUACCCGUUUAAGUCACACAAACAGUAGGGAUUCCGAACUGUGCGGUUAUCAGGCAGGUGAUAAACAAACUCAGCCCUGAUACUACAGUUUUGUACGCUGUAUCUAUAUUAUUGUGUUUGUCAAACUCGGAGCGGAGGCCUCGCUGGACUAACGAAGUACACACGUAUCUCCAGAUAGUGUCACGCUGGAAACACGGCCACUUAAAGCCCGAUCUCUCACCUUGAACCAAAACGGCAACUUGUAAUCCCCCGGACUUAAGCUGCUCGUAUAUUCGAGCAUCUGAGAAUCAGAUAAAAGCAGAAUGCCGCAGGAGGAGCUCAGCCCAAGCAGCGCAUUCAAAAUUAAUCUGCGGCGGCAAUAAUUUCCGAUUUUUUGUGCUCGCAUGAAAAUCCCAAGCAUGUCAAAUUGUAUUCCAUUCAAGCAGCAAAAUGAGAAAAAUAAAAGCGAGCGCGAGAAGGAAAGAAAAAUGCGCACAUUGAGCCGACUGUCAUGAGAUCUUAACGAAACGAGAGAAAAUAAAAACAGAUCCUGCCAAAGAAGACUUACUCAUAAAAAUCAAGUAAGAAAAUGUCAUGGGAAAGUAAAUCGACUUAAGGAUGCUCUGCACAGAGUUCAUAAGAUAAAUGCUUUAAGUUUGAUUUUAAUAGGAAAUAAAAUAC